UAUUCUAUGGCACAUGGAUUUCAUAAAGGUGGUACGGUCCACCCGAUGUUUUUGUUUCCUAUGAUUUCUGGGUGUGCUGCUGAAAUACCUGUGACUUUUAACCACACUCACCUAAACAAUUGCAAAAUCCAAUUCUGCUACUAAGUGCUAACAUAGUAACACCAUCAUCAUCAUCAUCAUGGUUCUGGAUUGUGCAAAUUCCUCGGUUUCUGACUUUGUUCUUGAGGAUGUACCUCACCUAUCUGAUUACAUACCUGAUCUCCCUACAUAUCCUGACCCAUUACAAGACAAUCCAUCUUAUGCAGUUGUUAAGCAGUAUUAUGUGAAUAAAGAUGACACAGUAGCACAGCAGAUAGUUGUCCACAAGAAUAGUCCUAGAGGAAUCCAUUUUAGGCGUGCUGGCCCUGCUGAGAAAGUAUACUUUGAUUCAGAGGAAGUGUGUGCUUGUAUUGUCACAUGUGGUGGCCUUUGUCCAGGUUUAAAUACAGUCAUAAGAGAAAUAGUGUGUGGCUUGUAUCAUAUGUAUGGGGUUCACAGAGUUCUUGGAAUAGAGGGAGGAUACCCCGGAUUUUAUUCUCGGAACACAGUUCCUUUGACACCAAAGGUUGUGAAUGAUAUCCAUAAGAGAGGUGGGACCAUACUUGGAACAUCAUAUGGUGGCCAUGAUACCUCAAAGAUUGUUGAUAGCAUUCAGGAUAGAGGCAUCAAUCAAGUUUAUAUUCUUGGAGGGUAUGGAACUCAGAUGGAGGCUGCUUUGAUUUUUGAGGAAGUUAGAAGGCGUGGCUUGAAAGUUUCAGUGGUUGGAAUUCCAAAAACCAUUGAUAAUGAUAUCCCUGUUAUUGACAAGUCCAUUGGUUUUGACACUGCUGUUGAAGAGGCACAAAGAGCUAUCAAUUCUGCUCAUGUGGAAGCAGAAAGUACGGAAAAUUGUAUUGGUGUUGUCAAGUUAAUGGGGCGUUACAGUGGAUUUAUAGCCAUGUAUGCAACCCUUGCCAGCAGAGAUGUGGACUGUUGCUUGAUUCCAGAAUCACACUUUUAUCUUGAAGGUCCAGGUGGUCUCUUGGAGUUCAUCGAGAAAAGACUUAAAGAACAGAGUCACAUGGUUAUAGUAGUUGCUGAGGGUGCAGGACAAGAGCUUCUUUCUAAAAACCCAACUCCUAUCAAGAGAGUACAGGGAGAUGCUACUCCGGAUCAGUUAUUUCAAGAUGUUGGUCUCUGGUUAUCCCAGAAAAUUAAGGACCACUUCGCAAAACGUAAAAGCAUGACUCUAAGUCUCAAGUACAUUGAUCCUACUUACAUGAUCCGUGCUAUUCCAAGCAAUGCAUCUGAUAAUGUGUUCUGCACCCUACUUGCCCAAAGUGCUGUUCAUGGUGCAAUGGCUGGAUACACAGGCUUCACAGUUGGACCAGUUAACGGAAGAAACUGCUACAUCCCAUUUCAUCUGAUAAAUGAAGGUGAGAAGAACGUUGUGAUAACUGAUAGGAUGUGGGCAAGGUUACUAGCUUCAACUCAUCAACCUAGCUUCUCAAACACUAAAGAAAUGGUUGGAGCAAGAGACGAAAAAACUGAAAACCAAACAUCAGACAGCUAAACACAUCCACAAAAGACGCUGAUUAAACAUGUGAACAAAAGGGCAGAGUACGAUGCCUACAUUACUACAACACCAAGUGAUAAUAAUGGA
Messenger RNA from Arachis stenosperma, 1681 nucleotides. RefSeq names its product ATP-dependent 6-phosphofructokinase 3-like. The transcript is spliced from 11 exons. Gene Ontology annotation, molecular function: 6-phosphofructokinase activity; ATP binding. The record is from RefSeq and is a predicted model, not a curated record. Gene Ontology annotation, biological process: fructose 6-phosphate metabolic process; glycolytic process. Bases 179 to 1591 code for a protein of 470 amino acids. Gene Ontology annotation, cellular component: cytoplasm. NCBI's taxonomy places the organism in Eukaryota, Viridiplantae, Streptophyta, Magnoliopsida, Fabales, Fabaceae.